Molecule: messenger RNA, 1008 nt
Organism: Zychaea mexicana
Lineage: Eukaryota; Fungi; Mucoromycota; Mucoromycetes; Mucorales; Lichtheimiaceae
Product: DNA/pantothenate metabolism flavoprotein
Exons: 5
Coding region: 1-1008 (335 amino acids)
Biological process (GO): coenzyme A biosynthetic process
Cellular component (GO): nucleus; cytoplasm
Molecular function (GO): phosphopantothenate--cysteine ligase activity
Source: RefSeq, a predicted model, not a curated record
AUGCCUGCAUCCGCAACCUCUGCGUCAACAGCGAAUUCUGAAGAGCAACUUUUAGACAAUGGUCAAGGCGUGAUUGACCCGGAAGUUUACUUUAGCAUGAACAGACCGCCAGCCAAUUUGGGCGAGUUUGAAGAAAAGCUGACAGCUUUUGUGGAUCAUCACGAAAAGGUUGGCACUCGAAUGGUUCUAAUCACCAGUGGAGGCACAACAGUUCCUCUAGAGAAUCAAACUGUUCGGUUCAUUGAUAACUUUAGCAAUGGUAAUCGUGGUGCAGUCUCGGCUGAAUACUUUCUAGAUGCAGGCUAUGCUGUCGUGUUUAUGCAUCGACAGUUCAGUUUGGAGCCAUUUCAUCGCCACUACACGCAUAACCCGGCGCAUAAUUUUUUGGACUACUUACUGCCCAAAGAAGACGGAUCCGUAUGUGUGGAUCCUAAAUACGCGGGCGAAAUGAACAAAAUCCUGCUGAAAUAUCACAAGGCCAAAGAAUCCAAUCGAAUCUUGCUGUUGGACUUUGUCACCUUAUCUGAUUAUCUGUUUAAGCUGCAGAGCGGCACACGGAUCAUGGCCCGUUUACAGCAAAAGGCAAUGUACUAUCUUGCUGCUGCUGUGAGCGAUUUCUUUAUUCCAAAGCAGAAACUGGCAGAGCACAAGAUUCAAUCAAGAGGUGGUGCACUGACGCUGACAUUGGAUCAAGUGCCCAAAUUUUUGAAGCCGUUAGUUAGCAACUGGGCAGCCAAAGGCAUGAUCGUUUCCUUCAAGCUCGAAACGGACGUCAACUUAUUAGUACCAAAGGCGCGACAAGCAUUGAACCGAUAUGGCCAUCAAGUUGUGAUUGGUAACAUGCUGGCAACUCGCAAGCAGACAGUAACAAUGAUCAUGAACGACAAGGAGCGUGUGUUGUCAUUGUCACCUGAAGAAUUGAAAGAGAACGUCGAAAUCGAGAGCAAAAUCAUACCAGACCUUGUACAUAUUCAUGAUCAUUGGAUCAAAACGGGUGUUACUGCAUAG